Serendipita indica DSM 11827 is the source of this 5337-nucleotide messenger RNA. NCBI's taxonomy places the organism in Eukaryota, Fungi, Basidiomycota, Agaricomycetes, Sebacinales, Serendipitaceae. The record is from the annotation of a GenBank genome assembly.
AUGCAGCGCUCAGACUCGGUCUCAUCGACAGGAUCGAGAUCUUCUGGGACAUUUGGAUAUCAUCAACGUCUGUUGGAGGGCUCUGGAUCCAACUCUCCGUCCGUCUCGCGGGCAGCGUCCAUCACACAGCGGCCACCGUCCAUCCUCAGCCCGCCACCAGGCUCUGGAGCGGCCAGAAAAUGGGUUCCAACGCACAGGACAGGCCAGAGCGUCGAUAUGGUACAGUCACGGAUGGCCCUCUGGGAGGAAAAGGCCCGCGCCAGUCAAGCUGAAUCUACACCGACAAACGGCAGCACUACCACAUCGCAAACACCUUCUCAUGCUCACAGACGUUCUGUAGAUCUCAGCCGGUAUCGUCCAGAGAACAUAUCGUCGCCACCGCCCAGAAACGACACACCCUCGAAGCGGCAUACGCUCUCUACGCCGAUAGACAUUUCUACAUAUCUCCCACCAUCGUCUCAGACACCGUCUACAAGCGUGACAACGCCGACGCGCGACCCAAUCUCGUCCUCAACACGCCCCAGCACUCGGCCCGUAUUAUCACAUCUCGACAAUCUGCCUCCAGAGACGCCGCCUGCGUCUAUCAGCUCCUCGAGAUCUACAGAGACUGUUGCUCCCUCUCUCACGGGCUCAUCUACGGGUUCUUCUGGGGCAUCAAACGAGACGGCUCAGCCACCCUCCCAAGCAGAGUACAAGAACUCUUACUUGCUUCAAAGGCGAAGUGCAAAGAAAUACAGCGAUUCUUUGACUACGGGUCGACGAUUAGGCCGUCAUAUGCCGCGGAUAGCCAGCGGAGAUGGCAAUGACGACCCAGAAGAGCCUCAGGAAGAAAGCCUUCCGCCACCUCCACCGCCAAAGGAACCCAAUCGUGUUUCUGCAAAUAGAUUUCUUGAAGAGAAGCGAAGGAGUAUGGAGGUCAAGUCGACUACUCGCGUUACCUCGCCAGUCUUGCCUUCCCAGCUCGAGCCGCACAAAUCCCCGACGUCUCCUGCCUCGGUCCGGCAUGCACCAUCGCCGUCUAUGGACUAUGCUCUCUCUUCACCAACAUCGGCCGACGAUGUUGCUGGUGUACCAGGUCGUUUGAGACUCUCCAAAACCACGUCCGCUCCAACAACACCUCUUAAAGCCCGCCCGAUAUAUGGCCUAUGGGCAGACAUACAACGUCAUCUAAUUCAGGCCUAUGAGUAUCUCUGCCACGUCGGAGAAGCACAGCAGUGGAUCGAGGGGUGCCUGGGCGAAGAACUUCCUUUUGGAGUCGUAGAAAUGGACGAAGGACUGCGAAAUGGAGUAGUCCUUGCUAGACUGGCUCAGGUCUGGGAUGGUGCUUCCGUUCGCAAGAUUUUUGAUGAUCCCCGACUGAAACUCGGGUGGCGACAUACAGACAAUAUUAAUCACUUUCUUGUAUUUGUUCGCAAGGUCGGACUUCCAGAGUGCUUCAUAUUCAUCGUGACGGAUCUCUACGACAAGAAGAAUAUACCCAAAGUCAUCUACUGUAUUCAUGCACUCAGUCAUUUGCUCGCACGUCGCGGGAUGGCUCAACGAAUCGGAAAUCUCGUCGGGAGACUCCAGUUUACGGACGAUCAACUGCAACAGACCCAACGCGGCCUCAAAGAUGCUGGCGUACCGAUGCCAAACUUUGGAGACAUUGGUCGGGAACUUGCCAAGGAGAUCAAUGAAGAGAUGGAACAAGAGGUAGAGACGGAAGACGAGAGGCGAGACAGAAUGCUUCUCGAGGUUGAGGAUUCCAUCGUCAAACUGCAAACACGUUGUCGCGGCUAUUUAGCCUCUCAAGCGCUGCAAACCCAGAAAGCAAAGCUCAAGAUGGCCGAGAGAUACGUAAUAAAGCUACAAGCGCAGUGCAGAGGCUCGCUUCUCCGACGAAGGGUAGCGGCAACGCGACAGCAACAACGAGCAUCAUCUCGAUGGGUGACCGCACUGCAGGCACGCGCCCGUGGCGCACUCGCUAGGCGGAACAUCUUUGCUCAAGUUCGACGGAUACGUGCUCUGUCAAAGAUCUUCAUUCGAGUUCAAGCACAAGCUCGUGGCGUUCUUGUACGACGACGUACACAGAAACUCAAGGCUGGACUUCGGACAAUGUCGAGGUCGAUCUUGAAACUCCAAAGUGUUGCCCGUGCCCGUAUCGUCAAGAAGCAGCACAAUCAGCUUGCAAAAGUUCUCCACAAUCCUGUGAUCAUAAAGAACGUGGUUGGACUUCAAGCUACGGUGCGCGGAUACCUUGUGCGUAAUCAGCAAGCAGAGUUACUUGGCGCCUUGACCCGUGCCGAGCCGCACGUCGUCAAGCUCCAAGCGCGCAUUCGAGCGGCGUUGGUUCGUCGAAGGCUUCGCACUCAGCUAGCCAAGCUCGACGACGCUCGCGACAUUGUCGUGCACAUCCAAGCAGCCGCACGGGCGUUCAUGGCCCGAAAGCGUCUUCUCAACCUCAUUCGUGGCCUCCGGAGGGCUACGCCAGGUGUCGUCUCUUUGCAGGCGCUGGCUCGUGCCAAGUUGGUGAUGAAUGCACGCAAAGAACUCAACAAAGCCCUCGCGACCAAGCAGGUCAUCGUUGCCGUUGGCAAUCUCCAGACGAUAGCACGCGCUGCUUUGGUUCGAAAGCAACACCAAGAGCAACAAAAGAAGCUCGACUUUGUUGCUCCGGAUGUAGUUGGGUUCCAGGCGAUGGCUCGCGCUGCCCUUGUGAGGAAUGAAUACUGGGCAUGGAGAGAUCAUCUUCACCGCAGCCAGCUUGAAGCUAUCUAUCUUCAGUCCCUGUGCCGAGGCAUUCUUCAGCGGAGGAAGUUCCGGAGCAAGGUCAAACACUAUAGAGACAAUCUGCACAAGGUUAUCAAGAUCCAGUCAUUGUUCCGCGCGAACCAGCAGCGUGAGCAAUACAAGCAGCUCACUCUUGGGAAGAAUGUCAACGUCAGCACUAUCAAGAACUUUGUCCAUCUUCUCGAUGAUUCCGAGACGGACUUCCAAGAGGAGAUAGAGGUGGAAGAGCUGCGAAAGCGGGUUGUCGAGGCCAUUCGUGAAAAUCAGCAACUGGAGACUGAUGUCAGUGAGCUCGAUGUCAAGAUUGGUCUCGUGGUGCAAAAUGUCAAGAGCUUUGAAGAAGUCAUCCGCGCUCGCAAACGCCAUGGAGCCGACAGCGCUGCUGCCCAUGCUGCCAGAGCCUCGCUUCUUGCGGCACACGGUGAUCCAUUCGCGGGUCCGAAUACCCUGGAUCAGACGACGAAGCGGAAGUUGGAGCUUUAUCAACAGCUUUUCUAUCUCCUUCAAACCAGAGGAGAGUACCUAGCUCGUCUAUUCUUCCGAAUGUCUCGCAUGGAGGUGGCAGAAACAACGAGGAGGAUGACCGAGCGUGUUGUCCUCACCCUCUUUGGGUACGGUCAAGAUCGACGCGAGGAUUAUCUUCUCUUGAAGCUAUUCCAACAGUCGAUCCACGAAGAAGUCAUGGCAGCCGACGAUAUUGUCCAGGUUGCGAUGUCACAUCCUAUGUACAUCAAUGUCGCCUUCAGCUACGUCCGACCAAAGCAGGUCACCUACCUACGAGAGACGCUUCAAGGAGUUAUCCGUGUCAUCGUCGAACAAGAUGAUCUCGACCUGGAAACCGACCCCGUGGUGAUUUAUCGCACAAGGAUCAAUAACGAAGAAAUGAGGACUAGGAUGCCGAGCAAUAAACCUCGGAAUGUUGACUAUAUCCGAGCAUUAGAGGACGUUGAAACGCGCAAGGAGUUUAUCCAUCAUCUCCAAAAGCUUCUUGCUGUCACAAAGGAUUUUGUAGCCGCCAUCACCUCCUCUACGAGGAAGGUGCCUUAUAGCAUUCGGUAUUUGGCCCGGGAGACACUCAUAGCGCUCAAAGAAAAGUUCCCGGACAGAGAAGAAAUUGUUUACGCCUCUGCCAUUGGCCGUCUCAUCUAUUACCGAUACAUCAAUCCAGCCCUCGUGGCGCCGGAGUCUUUUGAUAUUGUUCCGGAUAUGAUUAGUCCAGAGGCACGCAAGAAUCUAUCAGAAGUAUCCGCUGUUCUCACUCAAAUUACGAGUGGUGUACCCUUUGGAGAGGAGAAUCCAUCGAUGAUGGCUAUCAACGAGUAUGUUGAGCUGGCUAUCCAGCAAAUGAGCGAGUGGUUCUUGCAAGUGGCCGAUGUGGAUACUGCCGAGGAGCAUUACCAUGCCCACGAGUUCCUCGACGCUACUGUUCAACCGAAACCUAUUUACAUCUCCCCAAACGAAGUCUAUGCAAUGCACAAUAUCUUGCUAAAGAAUUUGGAUGGGCUUGCGCCGCAACGCGAGGACACGCUAAGGGCCAUCUUGACCGAGCUGGAAGGCCCUCCCAUGCUUAGCGAUCAUACUGGUUCAAGCGAUCUUCACGAUGCUAGAGAUCGUGCCAUUACCUUGGAAUUGACGAACCGCUUCGCGGUAGUUAGAGAUGAGCAAGCAGAACUCAAAGCCCUAUGGGUCCGAGCGAAGCGCGGUGUGCUCGCCAUCCUUCGAGUCCAACCAGCAAAGGACUUGGUGGAGUCCUUGAUGCAGCCAGUGACAGAGGAUCACGAACUGCUAUGGGAGGAGAUCAUUGACAAUGAGAUGAACGCAGAGCGCAUGAAGCAGCAUCGGAAUCGUCGAAUGGCCUCGACUACUCAAGCAGAUGCGUCGUACCGCCUGGAGGAUAUCCGAUCACAAUCCUAUCGCGACAUGAAAGCCCACGCCAUCUUCUACCUUCUCGAGCUAGAAAAACAGGGCAAAGUCACCCGUCUCGACGGAUAUCAGGACGUGCUGAAUGCCAUUGCAAGCGAUGUGAGAAGCAAGCACCGCAAACGUCUUCAGAGGCAACAGGAAAAGGCGUCUAUGCGAGAGGCGCUUCAGCAUCUUCGAGAACGGAAGAAGUCUUACGAAGAGCAAAUCCAGAAGUAUCAGGAUUAUGUGGGUACUGCAAUGGCAACUAUGGGAAAGGGCAAAGGACCCAAGAAGCGCUUCGUUAUGCCAUUCUCUAAGCAGUACUUCCACAUUCGCGACCUUCAACGACAAGGGCAGGAUACUGAAGUACCGUCGUACAAGUACAGCGCCCAGCAGUGGUAUCACAAAGGAAUCCUCCUUUCCAUCGACCAGUUUUCUCCUCGCCAAUUCGAUCGGGUUGACAUUAUCCUCAAGUCACCCAAACCAGGACUCUUUACUAUCUCGAUCCACAACUCGAACUCGUUGGUUGCGACCACGGACGUUCGCAUGGAGGAUCUUCUGCAGGCACAAUAUGAGAAUCGCGUAGCCUUGACGUUGUUUAAUGGACUGGCCAAGUUUAACCUCAACUUAUUGUUGUAUCAGAUCAACAAAAAGUUCUAUGUCUAA